AUGGAGACCACAAUGAAAAGAAGACAUAUUCCUCAUGUGUCGGAAAAGCAGCAGCAGCAGCAGCAGCAGGAUUACACUGCUCUUGCUGGCGAUGAUUACAUUGAUACAAAGGAAAAGGCAUACAAUAGAUACCGCCCUCAACCUCAAGCACCCGUAGUCUACUCUUCAAACAAGAACAUUGCUUUUCUGCAGAAAAACCAACACACAAUCAUCACCAUCGUAUUGACCAUCUUGUCCUUCUGGACAAGAUUCAGAAAGAUCACACUUAGCAAGCAUGUCGUUUGGGAUGAGGCACAUUUCGGCAAGUUUGGAUCACAUUAUUUGAAUCACGAUUUCUAUUUCGAUGUGCAUCCUCCUCUCGGUAAGAUUUUGGUGGGUUUGUCAGGUUGGUUAGGCGGUUACAAUGGCUCAUUUGGAUUCGAGUCUGGCGCCGAGUAUCCUGACGAUGUCAAUUAUGCUGCUAUGCGUAUCUUCAACGCGUUUUUCGGUGCAAUGAUGGUGCCUAUUGCCUAUCUUACUGCUGUGCAAUUAAAGAUGACGACAAAGGCUUCUCUUUUGGCUGCUACUAUGGUGUUGCUCGACAAUGCAUUCCUCACCAUCAGCAGAUUCAUUUUGUUGGACUCAAUGCUCUUGUUCUUCACCUGCACAUCUCUUUAUACACUUACUACAUUCCAUAACUUGCGCUUUCAACCUUUCACAACAAAGUGGUGGACAUGGCUUUGUUUGACCGGUGCAUCCUUGGGCUGCGUACUUAGCGUCAAGUGGGUGGGUCUCUUUGCUGUAGCUGUCGUUGGCUGUUAUACUGUGGAAGAUCUUUGGAACAUGUGGGGUGAUUUGCAAAUGCCCAAAAAGACAUAUCUUGGACACUGGAUUGCCCGUGUCAUUGGCCUCAUCAUCAUCCCCGCUGUCAUAUAUGUAUUCAGUUUCGUAUUGCAUUUCAGUCUUUUGUACAAGAGUGGUCCUGGUGAUGCUCAAAUGAGUUCCCUUUUCCAAGCUAAUUUGGAAGGUAAUUCGAUGGUUGACAAUCCUCUCGAAAUCGCAUAUGGAUCCAAAUUGACUUUUAAGAAUACUGGCUAUGGUGGCGGCUUGCUUCACUCCCACGUCCAAACCUAUCCCGAAGGAUCCAAGCAGCAGCAAGUGACAUGUUACCAUCACAAGGAUGACAACAACCACUGGGAGAUUCGUCCUCCUAGAGACUCCAAUGCCCACGAAUACGAACAGCCUGAAAAUGAAGAAUUCAUUCGUUUUGUCAAGGACGGUGACAUUGUGCGUCUUCAGCACACAUCCACUGGCCGCAACUUGCACAGUCAUCCUGUCAAUGCUCCUGUCACUGCGUCUCAAUGGGAAGUUAGCUGUUACGGCAACGAGACCAUUGGUGAUAUCCAAGAUAACUGGAAGGUUGAGAUUGUGGAUGACUUCAUCUACCACGACAAGGAGCGUAUUCGCUCUUUGACUACCCGUUUCCGUCUUCGUCAUGUCAAGCAAGGAUGUCUUUUGACUGCUGAUGGCACUAGCUUGCCCCAAUGGGGUUUCAAGCAAUCCGAAGUCUUCUGUGACAAGAACAACAACACCAACGAUCCUUAUUCCAUGUGGAAUGUUGAACAACACUGGAACGAAAAACUACCCGCCGCUCCACCCAAUGCCUACAAGAAGCACUUUCUUCGUGAUUUCAUCACAUUGAAUGUUGCCAUGUGGACUUCUAACAACGCUUUGACUCCUGAUCCCGACAAGUAUGAUAUUCUCUCCUCUACUCCCACUGAAUGGCCUUUUGUUACUGUGGGUCUCCGUAUGUGUGGUUGGGGUGACAAUGAUAUCAAGUACUAUCUAUUGGGUAAUCCUGCUGUGUGGUGGCUGUCUAUUGCUUCCAUCUUUGCUUUCUGUUUCACCACUGCUUACUAUUUGAUUCGUAUGCAAAGAAAGAUCAAUGAUUUAACUCUUGCUCAAUGGGAUCACUAUUUCUAUGCUGGCAAGACUCUCUUCCUUGGCUGGUUCUUCCAUUAUAUCCCCUUUUUCAUUAUGGGUCGUGUCACCUACUUACAUCACUAUUUCCCUGCUCUUUACUUUAGUAUUCUCAUGGUCCCCUUCUUGAUGGAUCAUUAUACUCGCAACUGCUCUAAGACUGUUCAAUGGAUGGUCUUCAUUCCUGUCUAUAUCGUUGUCAUUGGUGUCUUUAUUUAUUUUGCUCCUGUUUCUUUUGGUUUGACAGGUCCCAUCAAGGACUACAGUUAUCUUGUUUGGAGGGAUACUUGGAAUCUUAUUGAAGAGAAGAGAAAUUAA
Messenger RNA from Mucor velutinosus, 2277 nucleotides. RefSeq lists its product as uncharacterized. NCBI's taxonomy places the organism in Eukaryota, Fungi, Mucoromycota, Mucoromycetes, Mucorales, Mucoraceae. Gene Ontology annotation, cellular component: endoplasmic reticulum; membrane. Bases 1 to 2277 code for a protein of 758 amino acids. Gene Ontology annotation, biological process: protein O-linked glycosylation via mannose. The transcript has 8 exons. The record is from RefSeq and is a predicted model, not a curated record. Gene Ontology annotation, molecular function: dolichyl-phosphate-mannose-protein mannosyltransferase activity.